AUGGGACCGGACUAUGCGGACGUUGCCCGGCCGCUGGUUGAUCUAACGCGUAAAGACGUCAGUUUCGAAUGGACAGAACUUCACACGCAAGCGGUGCGCCAGCUCAAACAGCGCUUAAUCGACUUCACUACAUUACAAGUCCCUGACACGACGAAACCCUUCGAGUUAUACACAGAUGCCUCUGGUUAUACGAUCGGAGCAAUUCUCGAACAAGACGGUAAACCCAUCGGCUUCCUCAGCCAAGUCAUGAACCCCACGCAACAGAGAUACUCGAUCUACGAUCAGGAACUCUUGGAGCUGGUCAUGGAGCUGGACAAGUGGUCGCACUUGCUCCGUGUCUCCAAGGACAAGCGAGCGCGGCUCCCCGCUCUCGUGGUCCGCCUCCCAACUACCGAGAGCUCGCCGGAAUUCGUCCGCGACGACCUAGACGGCGUAGCAUGCCGUUUGCGUCUUCACCUGCGCCGCCGGAACCCAACCCAGAGCCGGAACAUCCUACACUCACAGCGAAGACACCAGCUGACCCUCCUGAUGUGCGCCAAUGGCCGCAAGCUUACUCGAAGUGUCCUGCUUUUCGCGUUCCCUACAGAGCCGCAGCAAACCAACCGGGAGAAGCUCUGCAAAUCGAGUUUCGUAACCGCCAGUUCACCUUCCGCUACGUGCAGCCUUACCUGCACAUCCGCGUUCAUGGACUGUGGCGUCCCACAGUUCCCUGAGUUUCUUACUCAAGUUCUGCAUUCACAUCACGACCAUAUCACAGCCGGCCAUCGAGGCCAGAAGAAGACCUUUGCGGCUCUCAGCAAGCACUACUACUGGCCAGGAAUUCGCGCCUACACUACUGCUUGUGUUGAGUCAUGCGCUCACUGUCGAGCGUCAAAGUCUUUUAACCAGAGGCCUGCAGGCCUUCUUCAACAGUUGCUCAUCCCUUCAAGUCGAUGGGCGCACGUGAGUCUCGACUUUAUCACAGAUCUUCCCCUUACAACGACAGGGCAUGACUUGAUCCUUGUCAUGGCCGAUUCCCUAAGCAAGAUGGCUCAUUUCGUUCCUGCAAAGAAGUCAUUCACAACAGCAGACACCAUGGAGCUUCUCGCAGACCGCCUUAUCCGCUAUCACGGUUUUCCAGAGGUGCUCAUAUCGGACCGCGACUCCCGUUUCCAGUCGGCUCUUUGA
This is a messenger RNA of Eimeria necatrix, 1167 nucleotides long. RefSeq names its product Gag-pol, related. Gene Ontology annotation, biological process: DNA integration. The coding region runs from base 1 to 1167 and encodes 388 amino acids. Lineage: Eukaryota; Apicomplexa; Conoidasida; Eucoccidiorida; Eimeriidae. The transcript is spliced from 2 exons. The record is from RefSeq and is a predicted model, not a curated record. Gene Ontology annotation, molecular function: nucleic acid binding.